Diplodia corticola is the source of this 2106-nucleotide messenger RNA. Its product is annotated as acetoacetate-ligase. Bases 1 to 2106 code for a protein of 701 amino acids. Gene Ontology annotation, biological process: lipid metabolic process. The transcript has 3 exons. Gene Ontology annotation, molecular function: acetoacetate-CoA ligase activity. The record is from RefSeq and is a predicted model, not a curated record. Gene Ontology annotation, cellular component: cytosol. NCBI's taxonomy places the organism in Eukaryota, Fungi, Ascomycota, Dothideomycetes, Botryosphaeriales, Botryosphaeriaceae.
AUGGCCGUCACCUGCACCAACGGCGUCAAUGGCGCCGAGCCAGCGGCCAAAAGGCUCUGGACCCACCACUCCCCGCAGAGUACUCCUAUGCACGCUUUCCUGCAACACAUUAACAAAAAGUAUCAUCUCCAGCUCAAAUCUUAUGACGACCUUUACACCUGGAGCGUCGAGAACAUUGCUGCCUUUUGGGGCGAGGUCUGGCAUAAUGUUGGGAUCAAGGCUUCGCAGCCCUACGAACAGGUCGUCGAUGAGGCCGCGCCCAUGUUCCCGCGUCCGGAUUUCUUCCGCGGCGCCAAACUCAACUUCGCAGAGAACCUGCUGUUCCCGAAUGUCGCCGUCGACGAGCACAGUCCGGCUGUGAUUGCUGCCACCGAGACCUCGCGCCAGACUGUCACGUGGAAAGAGCUUCGGGAGCGCGUGAAGCAAUGUCAGGCUGGGAUGAUCCAGUUUGGACUGCACGAGGGAGACAGAGUUGCUGGCUAUGUCGCUAACCACACGGAUGCCCUGGUCGCCAUGCUUGCUGCAACUUCUCUCGGAGCCCUGUGGACCGCCGUCUCACCGGACACUGGUGUGCACGCCGUUCUAGAACGCCUGCGUCAGAUCGAGCCAGUGCUGCUUUUUGCCGACAACGCUUCAUUUUACAACGGCCGUAGCCAUCCCGUCGUCCCCAAAGUUCAGGAGAUCGUCGAAUCACUUCCUUCUGUGCGCGCCGUCGUCGUUCUACCUACCGUGUCGUCCGUGCAUGUCGACUUGGCUUCUCUCGAAGGCCCGUCGAGAAAAGCUUAUGCGUAUUCCACUUUCUCGUCGGCACCAUCCGCGGAGCUCGUCUUCAAGCAACUACCCCCAGAUCACCCCGUGUACAUCUUGUACAGCAGUGGAACCACCGGAGCACCCAAGUGCAUCGUCCACGGCGCAAUCGGCACCCUCAUCCAGCACAAGAAGGAGCACAUACUCCACUGCUCCAUCAAGCCCGGGUCACGGCUGUUCUACUUCACCACCUGCACAUGGAUGAUGUGGCACUGGCUCGUCUCCGGGCUCGCCAGCGGCGCCACGAUCAUCCUGUAUGACGGCUCACCCUUCCGCUACGCCUCGUCCAGCUCAGCCGACGCGUCGUCGUCGUCCGUCCCCGACGACCUCGCCAUGCCGCGCCUCAUCGACGAGCUGCGCAUCACGCACUUCGGCACGUCGGCCAAGUACCUCUCAGUGCUCGAGCAGAGGGACGCGCGCCCGCUGCGCGCGGCGCUGUCGCUCGCCACGCUCGAGGCCGUCUACAGCACCGGCUCCCCGCUGCCCCCCAGCACCUUCGCCUACGUCUACGCCGCGUUCCCGCCCGCCCUCAACCUCGGCAGCAUCACCGGCGGCACCGACAUCAUCUCCCUCUUCGGCGCCCCCUGCCCGCUCGCCCCCGUGCACGCCGGCGAGAUCCAGGCCGCCGGCUUGGGCAUGGCCGUCCGCGCCUGGGACUACCUGGGCGCCGACGUCACGGCCGCGGGCGAGCCCGGGGACCUGGUUUGCGUGCGGCCGUUCCCGUGUCAGCCGGUCAUGUUUUGGCCUAGGGGCGAGGUCGGCGAGAGGAAGUAUCGCGGGUCGUAUUUUGAGAAGUUUGAGAUGCCGGCGAAGGAUGGUGGUGGAUCCAUAUGGCAUCAUGGCGAUUUUGUCCGGUUCAAUCCGCAGACGGGCGGCCUCGUGAUGCUGGGGCGUAGCGACGGCAUCCUCAAGCCUGCUGGCGUGCGGUUUGGCAGUGCGGAGAUUUACAAUGUCUUGCUGGCGCAUUUCCCGGACGAGGUCGCCGACGCGUUGUGCAUUGGUCGCAGGAGGGAGGAGGACGCGGACGAGACGGUCGUGCUGUUCGUGAAGAUGGCAGAGGGGAAGACGUUUGGACCGGAGCUGGUGGAAGGCAUCAAGAAGGUGGUGAGGAAGGAGCUGAGCGCGCGUCAUGUGCCCGGUGUGGUGGAUGAGUGCCCGGAGAUUCCGGUCACGACGAACGGGAAGAAGGUUGAAGGCGCUGUCAAGCAGAUUCUCUGCGGCUUGAAUGUUAAGACGUCGGCGUCUGUCGCGAACGCUGAGUGUCUGGACUUCUACCGCAAAUGGGCGCAGACGCACUAG